AUGCUUGAGGAAGAGAUAGACAGUGUAGUUGAUGAGCUUGGUGCGGAAGAAUUCCGCAACAUCCCAGGCGCUUCAUCCAAACAAGGGAAGGCUAUGAUCCGUUUACGUGUAUCAAAAGGAAAGUUGUACGAGGCUAAGGUUGGUGUUUUGGAAGAGGCAAAACAAGCCAACAUGAGAGCCGGAACACGACAUUUACAGAGGCAUCAGCGUUUGCUGAAGGCCAAAGAAGCAGAUCUCAAAAAGAAAUACCUGACGUUUCAGCGUCAAGUCCUAGCGUUCAACACGGCUUUUUCGGGUCCAAAUGGUCCAAAUCCAAUCGAUUCCCUGACCUUUGAUGAGCAAAAUAAAUGGAUGAUGGAGAUCUUAAAUUUGGAGACUCGUCGUGGGGAUGACCGCUUGUCUGAGAGUAAACACGUUUUCAAGGCCUUACUGACAGACCUAGAUCAAACACAUUGCCGAUUGUGGAUGGAAUGGAAUCGGGGGAUACAAACGGUUACCUCUGGUACUUUGCAGCACAGCGAAUUAUCAGUGGAAGAGGAAAGCGCACUGAUGACAAAAUGGAAUAGUAUUGUCAAUAACAGCCGUCAGUUAUGGGAAGGUAUUGUCGCAGCUCCAAUACUCACAGCGGAAGGAAUUGAUGAGCCCGAGGAUAUCACUGAUCGAUACAUGGAGGAUUAG
Molecule: messenger RNA, 678 nt
Organism: Melampsora larici-populina 98AG31
Lineage: Eukaryota; Fungi; Basidiomycota; Pucciniomycetes; Pucciniales; Melampsoraceae
Exons: 4
Coding region: 1-678 (225 amino acids)
Source: RefSeq, a predicted model, not a curated record